GAAAGAAAAAAUUUGGAUAGCGUAUCACACUUUUCUUUAAGAUAAAUUAUUGCAGCAAUAGAAUUUCAAAGUCUUGGCCCGCAUCGUAGCAAAUUGGCUUGCCCAUUGGGUUUAAGCGAAUAACUCAGAAAAUUGCAGAGAGAGAUGGAGGGGAUAGAGCACAGAACUGUGAAAGUGAAUGGCAUAAACAUGCACAUUGCAGAGAAAGGCCAAGGCCCAGUGAUUCUCUUCCUGCACGGUUUCCCGGAGCUCUGGUACUCGUGGCGGCACCAGAUCGUAGCCCUGGCCUCUCUCGGCUACAGAGCCGUGGCUCCGGACCUCCGCGGCUACGGCGACACGGACGCGCCGGCUGAUCCCACCAGCUACACGAGCCUCCACGUGGUGGGUGAUCUCGUUGCGCUUCUGGACACUAUAGCCGCCGACCAGGACAAGGUGUUCGUGGUGGCUCACGACUGGGGUGCGAUCAUUGCUUGGUAUCUCUGCCUGUACAGGCCGGACAAGGUCAAGUCCUUGGUCAACCUGAGCGUGGCGUUUACCCCCAGGAACCCUACAAGGAAGCCCCUUGACUCCUUGAGAGCUCUUUAUGGAGAUGAUCAUUACAUUUGCAGAUUUCAGGAGCCUGGAGAGAUAGAAGCAGAGUUUGCCCAGAUUGGUACUGCAAGAGUUCUGAAGGAAUUUCUAACAUACCGCAAUCCAGGUCCCCUGUAUUUGCCUAAAGGUAAAGGCUUUGGGCAUCCCCCAGAUGCACCAAUCCUCCUGCCUUCUUGGCUCUCAGAGGAUGACAUUAACUACUAUGCCAACAAAUAUGAGAAGAGGGGCUUCACUGGGGGUUUGAACUACUACCGAGAUUUGGACCUAAAUUGGGAGCUCACCGCCCCAUGGACUGGGACCCAAGUAAAAGUUCCGGUCAAGUUCAUUGUGGGUGACCUUGACCUGACCUAUAAUGCUCCCGGCGUCAAGGAAUACAUACACAAAGGAGGGUUGAAGAAAUAUGUGCCAUUUCUGCAGGAGGUUGUUGUAAUGGAAGGAGUUGCACACUUCAUCAACGAGGAACGCCCUGAUGAGAUCAACAAACACAUUUAUGACUUCUUUCAGAAUUUCUGAUUGACUCUGAUCUUUUCACCCCCCGCCCCCCCUUCCCCUUGAAGUUCUCUUCUCCUCUCCUGCCUGGCUGUGGCGCUGUCGGUGCUUUUGCGUGUGAUUCUGUGUGCCAAUAAGUUAGUGUCUACAUUUUUUCCUGAAACUUUUACUAUGCAUAUCAAAGACAGUCACCAUCUUAAGAAAUUGAUGCACGCUUAUGUGUAUAUGUAUAUGUUUUUUCAAGUGAUUUGGAAAAGGGGAGAGAAAUGACACCAUGGAGCUGAUUAUAAAGAAUGGUUCUUAGGCGGAAUCUACUUUAUUCAGACGAUUGCUAAUUGGAAGAAGGCCCCAUGAUAUUUAAGAACACUCUUUGGCCGAUGUAGGGUAACCGGAUAAGUCCUUUUUUUUUUCUACGCAAUACCAAGGGAAUUGAGAAGGGUUGAAAUGGCACGAUAUUACUGAAUAGGAGAAAAUGGUUCAUAUAGGGAACCCAUAAAGAUAUCCAUUCAGUUGCUGUUCUGAUAGGAUCCAUACAUUCAGAAAGAAAUAAAAUCCUCUCUGUAUUUAUUUUA
Messenger RNA from Corylus avellana, 1652 nucleotides. The record is from RefSeq and is a predicted model, not a curated record. NCBI's taxonomy places the organism in Eukaryota, Viridiplantae, Streptophyta, Magnoliopsida, Fagales, Betulaceae.